AUGCGUUAUACACGUAUCGCCACGGCAGACUUUGAGCAAUCACUAUUGUUACUGUUUCUGUUUCAACUGACUUCGUCGGUCGUCCGGUCGGUCAGCGCAGACAGACGUUACGACCAUCACUUGCUAGGUACAAGCCCGGCGUGGAACAAUUCUUACAUUCCACGAGCUGUCAUCCACAGUCGGUUUCAGAUGACUCGAGCCGGGCGCGUGAUAGUCGUGUCCCCGCGUUUCCGGCCCGGCGUCCCGUUUACGUUGGGUUCGUUUCGGACCGCCGGGACCGACGACAGGGCAGUCGUCGAACCGGACGUGCAGCCGCUGCCUUCCGAGCCCGACACGCACCUAGCCGAGACGUCGGUACCGUCGGCCAGCGCUGACUCGGCUCUGACCCCGGCUCCGCUUGUCAACGUCGUCGACCUUUGUAUCGACGACAUCAAUGACGUUGUGUGGCUGUUGGACGUGGGUGUGGUGGACACGAUGACCGACAGUCCGAGACGCGUCGCCCCGGCAAAGGUCGUCAAAUUGGAAAUCGAUGACGAUCAGGACCACCGAAGACCGCCAAAGUCGUCGUACGAGACGUUCGAAAUCAAGACUGUAGUGAUUGAUACCAUAGACAACGGUGCCGAGACCCCGUCUUGUCUACAAUACAUUACCACGUUUCGUUCGCGAACCGGAGAUUGCAACCAUUACGCUUUCGUGUCGGACGCGGCUCGAAGCACAGUACUGGUGUUAAACACGGACACGGGAGCUCAGUGGGCCAUGGACUUCCCGCAAAAGUCGACAGGGCUCGAAGGGACGCCGAGAGAUAUACUGUUCAUGGUGCAACUACAAAUCGCGAACGGCCAGACAUGGAUGUACACCACGUUCAUGUCCGGUUGCAAGGUGUUCGCCGUCAACCUCGAGUACAUCGACCGAUGCACUUUGGACUCAGCUCAGCCGGCCAUCGUCGAGGUGGGACAUAAACCGUACCAGAUCACCGUGCUCGGUACGGAUACAGGAAGUCGCAUGUAUUUCCGGCGGCCAACUGAGAACGAGAUAUGGUCGUGGGACGCUAACUACGGUCCAUUUCACCCGAUUGGCUUUCAGUUAGUUUCCAAAGGCCAGGAUUGCCGGGCUCCGGUGCACGUGGCCCCCGGUUAUGGUGGAUUCGUUUAUGUGCUCAGGAACAACUUUGCCGACUACAUACGCAAUACCACCGGGUCGAUGGGCGCUUACAGCCUCAUACAGCCCGUGCUCACGCUGUCUUCAUCCUAUUCGAUAUCUACGACUACUUGCGCGGUGCCAUCCAAAAAAGCCAAUCAUUAUGCAUCAUCUGAUCUGAACUGA
Messenger RNA from Melanaphis sacchari, 1323 nucleotides. RefSeq lists its product as uncharacterized. Lineage: Eukaryota; Metazoa; Arthropoda; Insecta; Hemiptera; Aphididae. The record is from RefSeq and is a predicted model, not a curated record. The transcript is spliced from 2 exons. Gene Ontology annotation, cellular component: extracellular region. The coding region runs from base 1 to 1323 and encodes 440 amino acids.